This is a messenger RNA of Camarhynchus parvulus, 897 nucleotides long. It is a transcript of the gene CTLA4, whose product is annotated as cytotoxic T-lymphocyte associated protein 4. The transcript has 4 exons. The coding region runs from base 116 to 805 and encodes 229 amino acids. Gene Ontology annotation, biological process: B cell receptor signaling pathway; negative regulation of regulatory T cell differentiation; regulation of T cell proliferation. Lineage: Eukaryota; Metazoa; Chordata; Aves; Passeriformes; Thraupidae. Gene Ontology annotation, cellular component: external side of plasma membrane; membrane. The record is from RefSeq and is a predicted model, not a curated record.
AAACAUUUCGAAGAUUCGGUAUCCUCAAAGGUGUCACCUCUUUUCCAGUCCUGAGAGUUCCAGUUUGUCUUAAAGUCUAAAGGCAUCAGCACCUUCAGCCUGUCCCAGCACAGGAAUGCUCUCAAUAUUGGUCACCGUGGGCUUUCUCUGCACAGCCGCUGCCAUUGCUGAAGUAAUGGAAGUGACUCAGCCAGCAAUUGUGCUGGCCAACAGGCAAGGAGUUGCCAGCUUGGUGUGUAAAUACAAGAACAUCGGGAAUGCACAGGAAAUUCGAGUGACUUUGCUUAAACAGACUGGUGACCGGAUCACAGAAAUCUGUGCUUCAUCAUACACCAUGGAGUUCAAAACAUUCUUUGUGGAAAAGGUCAUUCAGUGCCAUGUUACCCCCGGACAAAACAAUGUGACCCUCACACUGGCUGGCCUGCAGGCAAAUGACACCGGACUUUACAUUUGCAAGAUGGAGCGGAUGUACCCCCCACCCUAUUUCAUGAACAAGGGAAAUGGCACACAUCUCUAUGUCAUUGAUCCAGAACCUUGUCCAGACACUGCCAUAUACCUCUGGGUAUUAGGAGCUACUGCCUCAGGAUUUUUUCUUUACAGUAUCAUCAUCUCAGCCAUUCUUGUGGGCAAAGCGAUAAAGAGAAGACGAUGUCUCACUACUGGAGUCUAUGUGAAAAUGCCUUCUGAAAAGCUAGAGAAAAAAGUGAUUCCAUUCCACAUCACUGUUAACUGUAACAAGGAAGGAGAGAAACCAUUUCCUAGCUGGGAUGGAGUGUCUGCUAAUUCAUUUCAGUUAAAGAAAUAAAUUAACUGUCUUUUUACAAAAGGCAUACAGGAAGGUGAGAGAAUAUUCUUUGUAACUUCAAUGGUUUGGAGGAGAAUAAAUAGUAUAUGUAU